Molecule: messenger RNA, 834 nt
Organism: Anoplophora glabripennis (Asian longhorned beetle)
Lineage: Eukaryota; Metazoa; Arthropoda; Insecta; Coleoptera; Cerambycidae
Product: cuticle protein 16.5-like
Exons: 2
Coding region: 68-772 (234 amino acids)
Biological process (GO): positive regulation of transcription by RNA polymerase II
Cellular component (GO): RNA polymerase II transcription regulator complex
Molecular function (GO): transcription coactivator activity
Source: RefSeq, a predicted model, not a curated record
UCGACCCGGUCAUGUCCUAUCAGCAGUUGAUAUCUGGCAACUGAAUACAACCACACACACCUUCACAAUGAACUGCUUCGCCUUUGUUGCUUUUUUCGCCGUUUUGGCCGCUGCCCACGCUAGCGUAGCUCCAGUAGCAGAAGUGCUACAAGGACCUAGCAGCAGGACCACCUUGGUAGGACCCGAAGGAAGCGUCAUCUCCUCCGUAUCGCCCGGAGGCAAGGUCAUCACUGAAUCAUUGCCCGGAGCUGUCGCCUACUCCGCUCCCGUUGUAUCCAGUUAUGCCGCCCCUGUUGUAUCCAGUUACGCCGCCCCAGCCGUAGUAUCAUCCUAUGGCGCCCCUGCCGUAGCUGCCAAGACUGUAUUGUCCUCUUACGCCGCUCCAUCUGUAGUAUCUACUUAUGCCGCUCCAUCUGUAGUGUCUACUUAUGCCGCUCCAGCCGUAUCUUCCUACUCCACUAAAGUAGUAUCUGCCGGCCCAGUGGUAUCCUCCUAUGCCGCUCCAGUCGUAUCUUCCUAUGCCGCCCCAGUUGUGUCUUCCUAUGCCUCUCCUGUCGUAUCUUCCUAUGCCGCCCCAGCCGCCGUAUCCGCAUACUCCGUCCCAGCUGCCGUAUCAGCAUACGCCGCCCCAGUAGCCGCUGGAGUAGUUUCUGAGAAUACCGUUGUUUCUGGACCAUCUGGAACCAUCUCCACCGGCAAGACUCUCGCCGCCCCCGGUGUUGCCGCCUACAGCGCUCCAGUCGUAGCCUCAUACGCCGCCCCAGCAUGGUAGAUUGUUGAUUUGUUAAAUUAUUGUUGAUUGCUUAGUAAAUAAAUUAUGUAAAUACUUGCAAA